AUGCUCAAAAAACUAAUUUUCGUGCCAAUUUUGGUUUUCUACUGCGUAGCUGCUGAACCAAUAUGCACAAAUGGGUUCACUUUGGUCAAUAAUAAAUGUCUGAAACUAAUGAGCACCACUACAAACUACAAUUCUGCGGAACAAUAUUGUCGGGGAUUUGGAGCCACUUUGAUGACAGUUAAGGAUUCUGUGGAAAAUGACGAUAUCAAAACCUUCCUCAAAUCCUCUGCUUCCAUGGUCUGGAUGGGAAUAUACUGUAUUACAAAUGAGCAAUGUUUCUGGGAUGAUUCAUCGAAAAAUGUCUCUAAUUAUUCGAAUUUCGCAACAGGUUUUCCACUGACCGACGAGGGAAAUUGUGUGUAUUUCGCCGUUGCAACUGGAAAAUGGAUCAGUGGAGAUUGUGAUUCUCAACAGAGAGCCUCUGUCUGUGAGAUGCCAACUACAGUAGCCGACAAAUAUUUCCAGAUGACUGCCCGAACAACUUCAAUGGCAAUUGCUACACCUUCCACGACAAACAAAAAUUCGGCGACGCUCAAAAAAUCUGUCAGCAGGAGUCUGGAAAUUUAG
Molecule: messenger RNA, 567 nt
Organism: Caenorhabditis briggsae
Lineage: Eukaryota; Metazoa; Nematoda; Chromadorea; Rhabditida; Rhabditidae
Exons: 4
Coding region: 1-567 (188 amino acids)
Source: RefSeq, a predicted model, not a curated record